ACAUCCUGUGCCGGAUUUACGUCUCUGAUGGUUCGUAGAAAGUGUAUGAUUUCGAAAGUCAGAGCCAAGCCUGACGGAGACGCCGUUCUUAUCCCAUUAGAAACUGCCGUAUACUUCGAAAAAUUUUGUCUCCCUCGGAAUGACCGAAACCCCUGUAGGGAACAAUUUUUCUACCUUUUUCCAGGCAAGGACUUUUACGUUGAGUCUAUUCACAUUGCAUCGGCUGCAUCGUUAAGGGAAUGCGCCGAAAUAUGCGUUCGACAGGAUUGUCUGACUGCUGUCUACAACGCUGAUUCCCAUGAAUGCCACAUCAAGGAUCUCACCGCGGCUAACAAGCGAAGCUACCUCGCCGACAAAACCAACAGCUACUACUUUGAGAAUGGGUGCAAGAAGCUUUCGACAUUUUCAAUCGAAAGUAAGUUGAACAAUUGA
This is a messenger RNA of Soboliphyme baturini, 432 nucleotides long. Lineage: Eukaryota; Metazoa; Nematoda; Enoplea; Dioctophymatida; Soboliphymatidae. The record is from the annotation of a GenBank genome assembly.